This is a messenger RNA of Truncatella angustata, 333 nucleotides long. Its product is annotated as Yippee/Mis18. Gene Ontology annotation, cellular component: ubiquitin ligase complex. The transcript is spliced from 2 exons. Lineage: Eukaryota; Fungi; Ascomycota; Sordariomycetes; Amphisphaeriales; Sporocadaceae. Bases 1 to 333 code for a protein of 110 amino acids. The record is from RefSeq and is a predicted model, not a curated record.
AUGGGUCUCGCCUACAACACGUACCUUGAUAGCGUCAAGGUUUACGGUUGCAAGAACUGCAAAGCACAUCUUGCUAAUCACGAAGAGAUAAUAUCGCGGAACUUUCGCGGGCAGCACGGCAAGGCCUACCUCUUCAACAGCGUGGUCAAUAUCGAACAGGGUGAGCCCUCGGAGCGUUCUAUGACGACCGGCCGGCACAUCGUGCGCGACAUCGCGUGCAAGCAGUGCAAGGACACUGUUGGAUGGAAGUACGACAAGGCCUACGAGAGCUCCGAGAAGUACAAGGAGGGCAAGUAUAUCCUAGAGGCUGAACUGUUGUGCUUAGUCAGCUAG